ACUGUAGUAAGUUUCAAGUUGCAGCGUCUCCCGAUAAGUCUAGCUACUGUGUUCAACUCGAUCAUGUCAACAAACUGUGUGGUACAACACAAGACCAGACCACCGCGUCCAGCUACAAAUGGAGGCCGUCUUUCCUCCACCUACAACUUCCAACAAGUCUCACUCCAUCUUCAUCACUUCCAAUCCCACACCAAGACGACGCUCUAGUUUCAUCACGUCGGAAAUCCAGGAAAUCCGGGUCUGCACCAACAGGAGCUGCCGUAGACAAGGCUCCAUGCAGACCCUUGAGACCAUCACGGCUCUAGCUCCCCCCACCGUCGCCGUCAAGUCCUGUGGAUGUUUGAACCGCUGCGGCAACGGCCCCAACCUGGUGGCACUACCCACCGGCACUUUGGUCGGUCACUGCGGCACCAUGUCUCGAGCCGCUGAGGUUCUCGUAGCACUGUGCGGAGGAGCUUGGGAUUCCGCCGCUGCUGACAAGAGUUUGGAAGCGCUUGCGUUAAGGAAUAAAGCUGAGAUUGAGCUCAGCAACAACAAUUUAUCGCAGGCUGAGCUCUUCCUCACACAGGCUAUAGAAUUAAGACCAAUUGGUGGUAUUCAUAUAACAUUCAAGGACAGGUCUAUUGCAAGAUUAGCAUUGGGAAAUCAUUCUGGGGCGCUUGAAGAUGCCGCACAAGCUUUGGAAUUGAAUCCUCUUUAUCCGGAGGCUUAUAUUUGCCAAGGUGAUGCAUUCUUGGCAAUGAGUCAAUUUGAUUCAGCUCACAAGUCAUAUUUGACAGCUCUACACAUAGAUCCUUCCAUUCGACGCUCCAAGUCUUUCAAGGCUCGGAUGGCAAACCUUGAGAAACUCACUGCUGCACCUACUUAAGUCCUAAGAUCUGCAAUGUCUGAAAUCAUGUAUACAUCAGUUACAGAACUGUGACGACAAAAGUCAUUAGUCAUAUAUAAUGUCUAUUCUUUGCAAAUUUGUCUGUCUUGUUCAUAUUAUAGGUCUACAUGAUAAGUUCAACAGGCAUAUUAGUGACAAGAAAAAAAUCUAAUGAAGAAAAGGAGAAGCAAAUACUAGUCUCUUUUAGCCCAGUAUUACAUAUGAGA
This is a messenger RNA of Fragaria vesca subsp. vesca, 1095 nucleotides long. Its product is annotated as tetratricopeptide repeat protein 1-like. The transcript has 5 exons. Gene Ontology annotation, molecular function: protein binding. The record is from RefSeq and is a predicted model, not a curated record. The coding region runs from base 119 to 868 and encodes 249 amino acids. Lineage: Eukaryota; Viridiplantae; Streptophyta; Magnoliopsida; Rosales; Rosaceae.